This is a messenger RNA of Anneissia japonica, 2742 nucleotides long. RefSeq names its product probable imidazolonepropionase. The transcript is spliced from 8 exons. Gene Ontology annotation, cellular component: cytoplasm. The coding region runs from base 72 to 1406 and encodes 444 amino acids. Gene Ontology annotation, molecular function: imidazolonepropionase activity. The record is from RefSeq and is a predicted model, not a curated record. Lineage: Eukaryota; Metazoa; Echinodermata; Crinoidea; Comatulida; Comatulidae.
UCAACGCCCCAUGUGUCGGCCCGGGAUGAUUGACUGAACAUCUGAUUGAUUUAUGAAGAUGAAAAUGAUGCAUGAUGAGUGGACGUGGUGAACCGAAGGUUGAAAUGAGGACAGAAAAGUUACUGAUUAGAAAUGCGAGACAAAUAGUUGCAGUUUGUAGUAAUGGAGAAAGAGUUUUAUGUGGCGAGGCUAUGAAAAACCCGGUUAUUUUAAAUCAAGACGGCGGGAACAAUGGUGUUAGCCUGGUUAUAGGGAGUGAUGGUUUGAUAAAGGGGAUUGGUAGUACAGCUGCACUGUCAAAGGGAAUCCGGUUCAGCAAGAUAAUUGACGCUACUGGAAAGUGUGUUGUGCCAGGUUUGAUUGAUGGCCACACCCAUCCUGUGUGGGCAGGUGAUAGAGUCCAUGAAUUUUCUUUAAAGCUUGCUGGUGCAUCCUAUAUGGAAGUUCACAAAGCCGGUGGGGGCAUCAAUUUUACCGUAGAACACACUCGCCAGGCUACAGAGAAUGAACUUUACGCAACUUUCAAACAACGCCUGGAAGGGAUGCUCCGGUGUGGCACAACUCUUGUGGAGUGCAAGAGUGGCUACGGCCUGGAUGCGGAGACUGAAAUCAAGAUGUUGAAAGUAAUUCAGAAAGCAAAGAGGGAGCUAGCCAUUGAUGUGUCGAGUACAUACUGCGGAGCACACGCAGUACCAAUGGGUCACACAUCUGGAGCAGCAACUAUAGAUGUAAUUCAGAACCAACUACCAAAAAUAGUGAAACUGAUAAAAGAUGGACAACUAGAGGUUGACAAUAUAGAUGUCUUUUGUGAGCAGGGUGUUUUUAACAAAGAACAAACAAGAAGAAUUCUCACCGCUGGGAGGCAGGCUGGUCUGGCCCUCAAUUUCCAUGGUGAUGAACUUCACCCUAUGGAAGCUGCUGAGUUGGGCGGUGAAUUGAAAGCGGAAGCUGUCAGUCAUCUUGAGGAGAUAAGUGAUGCUGGGAUAAAAGCGAUGGCAGAGUCGGGAAGCAUUGCCGUCAUCUUACCAACUACAGCCUACAUCUUGAGGCUAAAACAUCCCCCUGUCAGAAAAAUGAUAGAGGAAGGGGUUGCAGUAGCUCUGGGUAGUGAUUUCAACCCAAAUGCUUUCUGUAUGUCAAUGCCACUUGUGAUGCAUUUAGCUUGCGUCAACUUACGGAUGUCAAUGCAGGAGGCACUAGUGGCAGCAACCAUUAAUGCAGCAGCUUCCCUUCGCAAGUCUUCAACACAUGGUUCUAUUGAAGUUGGGAAAGUCGGCGACGUUUUAAUUCUUGAUGCACCAAGAUGGGAACAUUUGAUUUAUCAGAUGGGUAACCACGAGAAGUUGAUAGAAUACGUCAUCAAACAAGGUGACGUCGUCCACCAACGUGAUUCAAACAAAAGAUGAUGUGAAAGAUGACACGUACUUGAUAGAGGUAACAUGCUGGACAAUUUAGAAGACAAGUGAUCUGGUCGAUGAAUAUGCAAAGCAGUAUUUAAUUGAAUACAGACAUGUGCUAACUUGAAAAAUAAUUUUAUCUCGGUGUAUUGUUUCUAUAUGAGGUGGAGUUGCAGCGUUAACUGUUGAGGUGUUGACCUUUAAAUCUUGUGGUCUCCAUUCCUGCAAAUUUGAAGAUUCUUUAAAAAACUAUUAUAAAACUUAGUUUUAAAGCUUCCAAUUUUCCUGUUUUUUUGGAACAAAUAUUUAUUUUCUUGUGUUAAUAUUUUAACUGUAUGUGUUUUGUUAAUACUGUAUUGUUUCUAUAUGAGGUGGAGUUGCAGCGUUUACUGUUGAGGUGUUGACCUUUAAAUCUUGUGGUCUCCAUUCCUGCAAAUUUGAAGAUUCUUUAAAAAAACUAUUAUAAAACUUAGUUUUAAAGCUUCCAAUUUUCCUGUUUUUUUGGAACAAAUAUUUAUUUUCUUGUGUUAAUAUUUUAACUGUAUGUGUUUUGUUAAUACUGUAUUGUUUCUAUAUGAGGUGGAGUUGCAGCGUUUACUGUUGAGGUGUUGACCUUUAAAUCUUGUGGUCUCCAUUCCUGCAAAUUUGAAGAUUCUUUAAAAAACUAUUAUAAAACUUAGUUUUAAAGCUUCCAAUUUUCCUGUUUUUUUGGAACAAAUAUUUAUUUUCUUGUGUUAAUAUUUUAACUGUAUGUGUUUUGUUAAUACUGGUAUAUUUAUGAAUUUAUCAUCUUAUAAGAGUAUGAUUUAAAUGAGCUCAGCACUCUAAAAAAAAUUGACUAUGACUUGGGCAUGCAGUGUAUAUUUGACAUUUUGAUUGGUUACUGUCAAGUUAAGUUUUUUCAAUGAACAGAGGUGUAAGCCACUCCCCUCCCCCUAAAAAAAAUCCCAAUUUUAGUGUUAAUGCUGGGUGGGCUUAUUAUUUUAUUAGUAUUGAAUAGUGUUUGAAUCAGUAUACCAUGAAUGUAAAGCAGUAAGACAAUCUGUCUUUAGCAAUCUGCCUCUGUAUUGUUCAUUGUAAUGUAUGCUAUAUAAUCAUGUAUUAAGAGAUCAUAAAUAUAGAGAAUACAAUUUGUAAUUCAGAUGAAAGAUUUUCUGUAGCUGACUUCUUGCCAGAAUAGAAUAUUUGAGUUUUCACUUGUAAACUAUUGAAGGCAGGGUGUACUAAAAAAUAAACAUAGAACUUCCAUUCCUAUCAGUACUGUGGUUCAUGUAAUAAAACUUUUGAAUGAUCUCCCAGUCGGGGAAUGUGUCAAUAUUUUUAUAUACUGCACUCUGAAUGCUUA